This is a messenger RNA of Cannabis sativa, 2709 nucleotides long. Its product is annotated as beta-amyrin synthase. Bases 147 to 2450 code for a protein of 767 amino acids. Gene Ontology annotation, cellular component: lipid droplet. The record is from RefSeq and is a predicted model, not a curated record. The transcript has 17 exons. NCBI's taxonomy places the organism in Eukaryota, Viridiplantae, Streptophyta, Magnoliopsida, Rosales, Cannabaceae. Gene Ontology annotation, molecular function: beta-amyrin synthase activity. Gene Ontology annotation, biological process: triterpenoid biosynthetic process.
UCUUAUCCUUACCCACCUAAUUAUUAUAUUUAUAUAAUUUUGUAAGUAUAUAUAGCUAUACUUAUACAUAUAAAUAUAUGUAGUAAUAAAGCCAAUUAAGCUUGGAAAACAAAGAAAAUUGAAGUACAUAUCAACGAGGAGAAAUUAUGUGGAGGCUUAAGAUAGGAGAGCGAGGAAAUGAUCCAAACAUUUAUAGCACAAAUGAGUUCGUGGGAAGACAAAUAUGGGAGUUUGAUGCUGAGGCCGGUACAGCUGAAGAGCGAGCGGAGGUUGAAGCCGCUCGCUCCAACUUCUACAACCGUCGUUCUCAAGUUACGACUUCUGUUGAUUCUCUUUGGCGAAUGCAGUUUUUGAGAGAAAAAAGUUUCAAACAAACAAUUCCCGCCGUUCAUAUUGAAGAUGAUGAAGUGAUCAGUCAUGAAAAGAUAACAUGUGCAAUAAGAAGGAGUGCCCACUACUUGUCCGCCUUACAAGCUAGCGAUGGACAUUGGCCUGCAGAAAAUAGUGGUCCAUCGUAUUUUUUACCGCCAUUUGUUAUGUGUUUAUACAUUACAGGUCACCUUAAUACUAUUUUUACUAGUGAACAUCGUAAGGAAAUUUUUCGUCAUAUGUAUAACCACCAGAAUGAAGAUGGUGGAUGGGGAUUACAUGUAGGGGGCCAUAGUUCAAUGUUUGGUACAACUUUUAAUUAUAUUUGUCUACGAAUUCUCGGAGAAGAAUUACCUAAAAAUGGUGAAGAAGAUAACGCUUGUGCAAGAGCAAGAAAAUGGAUCCUCGAUCAUGGCAGUGUAACGAAAAUACUCUCUUGGGGAAAGACUUGGCUUUCGAUGUUAGGAGUCUUUGAAUGGAUUGGUUGCAACCCAAUGCCACCUGAAUUUUGGAUUCUUCCACCCUUUUCUCCUAUACAUCCAUCUAAAAUAUGGUGUUAUUGUCGACUGGUUUAUUUGCCUAUGUCGUAUUUAUAUGGAAAAAGAUUUGUUGGUCCCAUCACACCACUUAUUCUACAAUUGAGAGAUGAACUUUACACUCAACCUUAUAAUCAAAUCAACUGGAAAAAUGCGCGCCAUCAAUGUUCUAAGGAGGAUCUUUAUUAUCCACCUCAUUGGAUACAAAAUUUUUUGUGGGAUAGUCUCUACCUAUGCACUGAGCCUCUUUUAAGUCGUUGGCCGUUGAAAAAAAUUAUAAGAGAACAAGCUCUUCAAGUAACAAUGAAACAUAUUCAUUACGAAGAUGAGAAUAGUCGAUACAUUACUAUUGGAUGUGUUGAAAAGGUGUUAUGUAUGCUCGCUUGUUGGGUUGAAGAUCCAAAUGGAAUGUAUUUCAAAAAGCAUCUUGCUAGGGUUCCGGACUUCAUAUGGAUUGGUGAAGAUGGAUUGAAGAUACAAAGCUUUGGUAGUCAAUUGUGGGAUGCUACAUUUGCAGUUCAAGCUCUUCUUGCAAGUAACCUUAUUGAUGAAGUUGGACCAAUCUUGGCAAAAGGUCAUGACUUUAUUAAAAAAUCUCAGGUCAAGGACAAUCCUUCCGGUGACUUUAAAAGUAUGUAUCGCCACAUAUCGAAAGGAUCGUGGACGUUUUCCGAUCAAGAUCAUGGAUGGCAACUUUCUGAUUGUACUACGGAAGGUUUAAAGUGUUGUGCAAUGUUGUCAAUGAUGCCACCAAAAAUUGUUGGAGAACAUAUUGAAGCUGAGAAAUUAUAUGAUACUGUUAAUGUUAUACUUUCUUUGCAGAGUAAAAAUGGUGGUGAAGCAGCAUGGGAGCCUGCUAGAUCACCAGCUUGGUUGGAAAUGUUGAAUCCCGUUGAAUUUCUUGAAGAAAUUGUUAUCGAGCAUGUGUAUGUGGAAUGUACUUCGAGUGCAAUCCAAUCUUUAGUUCUCUUCAGAAAGCUAUACCCCGAACAUAGAGAACAAGAAAUAAAGAUGUUCAUAACAGGAGCAGUUCGGUUUUUGGAAAACAUACAAAGGCACGACGGUUCAUGGUAUGGAAAUUGGGGAAUUUGCUUUACAUAUGCGUCGUGGUUUGCCCUAGGAGGACUAGUUGCAGCUGGUAAAACUUACAACAACAGUUUAACUAUACGUAAGGCAGUAGAAUUUCUACUCAAGAAACAAACACUCGAUGGCGGUUGGGGAGAGAGUUACCUUUCAUGUCCAAAAAAGGAAUAUAUAGCCCUUCCUCAAAAUAGAUCAAAUUUAGUACAAACUUCAUGGGCUAUGAUGGCUUUGAUUCAUGCUGGCCAAGCAGAAAGAGACCCAACACCUCUUCAUCGUGCUGCAAAACUCAUUAUCAAUUCUCAAAUGGAAAAUGGUGAUUUUUCAGAACAGGAUAUAGUUGGAGUUUUCAAGAUGAAUUGUCCAUUGCAUUAUCCAAUGUAUAAAGACAUUUUUCCAUUAUGGGCGCUUGCAGAAUACCGCAAUCGAGUUUUUUUGCCAGGAAAAGAUCACGUAAAAAUUUGAAGUUAAGUGUGUUUGGGUGAGAAUAUAGACGACUCUUCAAUGUUCUUGUGUUGCUAAUGCUAAAACUUUAAAUAAAACUUGAAUAAUGUAUGGUAAGUAUCUAAAAUUAAUAUUAAGAGUUGUGGAGGUAUAAAGGCCUAGCUUUUAGUACUUGGUACAAAGUUGUUUGUGUUGAUGAAUUUUAUUUAUGUAAGAUUGAAGCUCUUGGAAGAAUAAUGGGAAGAAUUAAAAAAAUGAUAUAAUUUUGUUUUAGUUUUCG